This is a messenger RNA of Corvus hawaiiensis (hawaiian crow), 3365 nucleotides long. It is a transcript of the gene FMNL1, whose product is annotated as formin like 1. The record is from RefSeq and is a predicted model, not a curated record. Gene Ontology annotation, biological process: regulation of cell shape; cell migration; actin nucleation. Gene Ontology annotation, cellular component: cytosol; actin filament. Gene Ontology annotation, molecular function: small GTPase binding; microtubule binding; actin filament binding. Lineage: Eukaryota; Metazoa; Chordata; Aves; Passeriformes; Corvidae.
CCCGCAGCGCCCGCCAUGGGCAACGCGGCCGGGGGGCUGGAGGGGGGCGCGGCCCCGCGGGAGCCCCGCGAUCACCGCCCGCAGCCCGGGGCCCCCCCCGCCGCCGCCGCCCCGCCGCCCCCCCGGCAGCCCAUGCCCGGGGCCGCCGAGCUGGAGGAGCGCUUCGGCCGCGUCCUGAAUUCCAUGAACCUGCCCCCGGACAAGAUGAAGCUGCUCAACCAGUACGACAACGAGAAGAAGUGGGAGCUAAUCUGUGACCAGGAGCGUUUCCAGGUGAAAAACCCUCCGUCCGCCUACAUCCAGAAGCUGAAGAGCUACUUGGACACGGGCGGUGUCAGCAGGAAGUUCAAGAGACGAGUGCAGGAGUCCACGCAGGUGCUCCGGGAGCUGGAGAUUUCCCUGAGGACCAACUACAUUGGCUGGGUCCAGGAGUUCCUCAACGAGGAGAACAAGGGGCUGGACGUGCUGCUGGAGUACCUCGCCUUUGCCCAGUGCUCCGUCGCGUAUGACAUGGAGAGCACAGAGAACAGCAGCCCCGGCUCUGACAAGGGCAAGGAGCGGUCGCUGGAGGACCUGAACAAAAGCACCUCCUCGUCCCCCACCCAGGGCUCCUCCAAAAUGCGGCCCCUCACUGUAAGGCUGAACCCCUCGCACAGCAGGAAGACGCUGCGCAACUCGCGGCUCGUCAGCCAGAAGGACGAUGUCCAUGUGUGCAUCAUGUGCCUCCGCGCCAUCAUGAACUACCAGUCUGGCUUCAGCCUGGUGAUGAACCACCCAGCCUGUGUCAACGAGAUCACCCUGAGCCUCAACAACAAGAGUGCCAGAACCAAGGCUCUGGUGCUGGAGCUGCUGGCCGCCGUCUGCCUGGUCCGAGGUGGCCACGACAUCAUCCUGGCUGCCUUUGACAACUUCAAGGAGGUCUGCGGGGAGAAGAACCGCUUCGAGAAGCUGAUGGAAUAUUUCCGAAACGAGGACACCAACAUCGACUUCAUGGUGGCCUGCAUGCAGUUCAUCAACAUCGUGGUGCACUCGGUGGAGAACAUGAACUUCCGCGUGUUCCUGCAGUACGAGUUCACCCACCUGGGGCUGGACCAGUACCUGGAGACUCUGCGCCUCACCGAGAGCGACAAGCUGCAGGUGCAGAUCCAAGCCUACCUGGACAACGUCUUCGACGUGGGAGCCAUGCUGGAGGACUCGGAGACCAAGACGGCGGUGCUGGAGCACAUGGAGGAGCUGCAGGAGCACGUCAGCCAGUUGACGGAGAAGCUGCAGGAUGCGGAGAACGACUCCAUGGCCAAGAUAGCGGAGCUGGAGAAGCAGCUGAGCCAGGCGCGGCGGGAGCUGGAGGCGCUGCGGGAGCAGCUGAGCCCCCCGCGGCCGCCCAGCCCGCCGUCCCCGCAGCCCCAGGAGUGCUACAGGCUGGCGCUGGAGCGGCGGCUGGCGGAGCUCGAGGAGAAGGGGUUGGUGCAGAUCCUGCGUGGGCCCGACGGAGACGUCGCCAUCGAGAUUGUCCCCGUUGUCAUAGAAACCCCCGCAGCCCCCGUGGUUUCUGGAGAGGCCACUGCCACCGCCGACACCACCGCCUCCUGCACAGAUGCUCCGGCUCUGGCUCCAGCCCCCCCGCCCCCACCAGCACCUGCUGUCCCCCCGCCCCCACCCCCUCCACUCCCCCCACCUCUGCCGGGGGCUGAGCCCGUCCCCCCCCCACCCCCUGCACCCCCUCUGCCACAGGCACCGCCCCCCCCCCCGGCUCCCCCACUCCCGGGUGCCCCAGUGCCGCCACCCCCCCCACCGCUCCCGGGGGGGAUGGAGGGGCCCGUGCCCCCCCCUCCACCACCCCCACCCCUCGGUGGGGAGCCCCCAGCCGGGCCGGGUGCCCCCCCCACUGCCAACAGUUCAGUGAAGGUGAAGAAGCCGAUCCAGACCAAGUUCCGCAUGCCCGUCUUCAACUGGGUGGCCCUGAAGCCGAGCCAGAUCGACGGCACCGUCUUCACCGAGCUCAACGACGAGAAGGUGCUGCAGGAGCUGGACAUGAGUGACUUUGAGGAGCAGUUCAAGACCAAGGCGCAGGGCCCCGCCCUGGACAUCAGUGCCCUCAAGGCCAAGGCCACGCAGAAGGCCCCCUGCAAGGUGACCCUCAUGGAGUCCAACCGGGCCAAGAACUUGGCCAUCACCCUGCGCAAGGGCGGCCGCAGUGUCCAGGACAUCUGCACGGCCAUCGAGACGUACGACCAGCAAGUCCUGAGCCUCGACUUCCUGGAGCUGCUGCUGCGCUUCCUGCCCACCGAGUACGAGCGGACCCUGAUCGGGAAGUUCGAGCGCGACCAGCAGCCGCCAGAGGAGCUCUCGGACGAGGAUCAGUUCAUGAUCCGCUUCAGCAAGAUCCCGCGCCUGGCCGAGCGCAUGAACGUCAUGAUCUUCCUGGGCAGCUUCGGUGACACAGCCCAGCUGCUCAUGCCGCAACUCAACGCCAUCAUCGCCGCCUCCAUGUCCCUCAAGUCCUCCAGCAAACUGCGCCACAUCCUCGAGAUCGUCCUGGCCUUCGGGAACUACAUGAACAGCAGCAAGCGUGGAGCUGCCUACGGCUUCCGGCUGCAGAGCCUCGACGCGCUCCUGGAGAUGAAGUCGACAGACCGCAAGCAGACGCUGCUGCAUUACCUGGUGCGGGUGAUCAUGGAGAAGUACCCGGAGCUCACCGGCUUCCACACCGAGCUGCACUUCCUCGACAAGGCAGGCACAGUGUCCCUGGACGGCGUCCUGCAGGACGUGCGGAGCCUGCAGCAGGGCAUGGAGCUGACCCGCAGGGAGUUCAUGAGACAGGACGACAGCCCCGUGCUCAAGGACUUCCUCAAGGUCAACUCGGAGGUGAUGGAGAAGCUGCAGGCUGACAGCAAAACCGCCAAGGAAGCAUAUGAGUCAGCUGUGGAGUAUUUCGGGGAGAACCCCAAGACCAGUCCCCCCACCACCUUCUUCCCCAUGUUCAUGCGCUUCAUCAGAGCCUACAAGAAAGCAGAGCAGGACAUCGAGCUGUGGAAGAAACAAGAGGCUGCGGCCAAAGAGGCGGAAUCCGGCUCCCCUGGCAGCGAGCAGCAGCCCGAGCUGCCUGUCCAGAAGGCCAGGAGGCAGCAGAUGGACAUGAUUGCUGAGCUGAAGAAGAGGCAGAUGGUGAAGGAGCCACUCAUCUACGAAGGCAAAGAUGGGGCCAUCGAGGAUAUAAUUUCAGCUCUCAAAACUGUCCCUUUCACGGCCCGGACGGGCAAACGCUCGUCCCGGCUCUUCUGCGACAUGAGCUUCAACGAGGAGAGCCCUCUGUAGAUCUGCGGAACAACCCGUACCGGCGGGGGGACAAGGCCCGCGGCAGCGCC